This is a messenger RNA of Guyanagaster necrorhizus, 1539 nucleotides long. RefSeq lists its product as uncharacterized. NCBI's taxonomy places the organism in Eukaryota, Fungi, Basidiomycota, Agaricomycetes, Agaricales, Physalacriaceae. The record is from RefSeq and is a predicted model, not a curated record. Bases 111 to 1412 code for a protein of 433 amino acids. The transcript is spliced from 5 exons.
GCCCUUUCAACGAAUGUCACCCCUUGUUCUUGGAUCUGCACCUUGCUAUCGAACCUUUGAUUACAAGGAUAUCGUGCUUUUUUUAUUGAACGUUGCCAUUGGAUACGAUAAUGCCUGACUGGGUCCAUUUCCCACAAGAGCUUAUCGAUGCGAUCGUCAACGAGGUGCACAACUCUCGUGAUCUCAAAUCGUGCUCUCUUGUCAGCCGCAGCUUCUCUUCGCGGACCCGUGCUCUCCUCUUUCACCGAAUCAACCUAAGAGCUAUCAGAUACGUCGAAAAUUUCGUUUUUACAAAAUUCCACGAGAUUUGUCUCUCGUCACCGCAGUUAUCUGCCAGUGUCAAGAUCUUGGGUAUAUCCAAGUACGGUAAAAUAUCACGGUCGACCCCACCGCCGGCUGGUGGUAUCCUUGACCUCAUAAUUCAAUCUUUGCCGAAUCUGGGCGUCAUUACACUACUUGACGUCCGCAUGGAUUAUUUUCUUGAUGGUUCACUUGCGUGUCUUUCCUCAUAUUCAUUUCUCGGAAUUCACCUCAAUGAUGUCGUCUUUGACAAUAUAGAUCAGCUCUACGAACUUAUCUCCGGAUCGCCACAGCUUAAAUCCCUGAUCUUGUCCCGGAGUGUUUUAGUUUUCAAUGAGGAAAGCCAGCGCUCGGCAGCGUAUCUUGCAUCACCUCAAGUUGAGGACCUAGUUCUCAAAUAUGAUGAUAAUCCGGCUCAUCGAGUUGGCUCGGGAAUCCUCGAAAGCAUAUUCCGACAAGGAGGCUGUCCAUUCUCUUUGGAGCGAGUGAGACGUCUUACGAUCAACGUUGGCCACCAUCACAAGGUCGAUUUUGAUCGCGCUAACGCCAUUCUUGCUGCUACGUCACAGACUCUUCAGGAGCUGACUGUGGUUCUUAACCCGUUUUCCUACUGGCCUCAUUUUCGUCCCGAGUCGCCUUUGCAUAUCCUUUGCUUUGGCUCGACACGAAAAAUACUCUUCUCAUUCAUUCAUGGUUUUGACACAACGGUAAACCUCUGGUGGUGUAUCCGCAACCUUAUUCACAUUCGAGACAAAGUCGGACAGUCAACUAUCGAAGAGCUGGCUUUCGAAAUAGUAGCGGAUGACGUGGCUGUAGCUAUCAAGGAGUGGGCGGAGCUGGAUGAAUUACUAUCCAACCCUCCAUUUUCCGAUACGUUCCGACGUCUCCGCGUUACUAUUAUACAACAUCCUGAUCUGGAUCCCACAGCUGAGGCACAGAGGGCAGACUUUGGGUCUUUCUUUCCAUCUUUGAGCCAAAAAGGAGGAGUCAGCUUUAGCUUGGACUAUAGCGAAUGGAAGCAGUUCUUCAAGUAUAGAGAGGAUUGGCGUCGGUCCGACUGGUAUUCUGCUUUGGGCUUCAAAUCUAUGACCAAAGUAGCCUUCUAUCACUAGAAAUUUUACUGAUUCUGAAUUUUUGGAAGAUUUGCGCCAGUUACAUUCAAAAACGUGUACGUAAUGAUUGACGAAUGAAAUCGAUAGUGUUACCGUAUAAUGCCAAUGAAUGUUAACGCGUCAGCGG